AUGACGUUGCUCAACGAUAGUCAACAAUUUACAGUUUAUAUUGGUUUUUUUCUUCUAAUUAUCGGUAUAAUUGGAAAUGGAAUUAAUAUUUUGAUCUUUUCCAAAUUUCGUACAUAUCGUCAAACUCCUUGUACAUUUUAUUUUCUCAUUGGUUCAAUAUCGAACAUGAUCUACAUAUUACUUAACAUUACUCUUCGUAUUUUAAAUGUUGGUUAUGGAAUUGAUAUUAUUGCUGCGUUGAGUAUUUGGUGUAAAUUUCGACAAUUUCUUCUUGUUAUACCUGGAAUAUUCUCAAUGAAUCUUUCGUGUUUAGCGGCAAUUGAUCAAUUUUUAAUUACGUCGAAAAAUGUAUGUGUUCGUCAUUUCAGUCGAAUAGAAUUUGCUCAUCGAAUUGUGAUUCUUUCCCUCAUUUUCUGGUGUGUUCACGGUAUUCCAAUCUUUGUAUUUUAUAACAUUUUAUAUCCAACAAAGGUUUGUAUGAAUACAAAUGCUGGUUAUGAUAUUUAUAUCGUCUUCUAUCUACUUGGUCUAAUUUGUGCAAUACCGAUAUUGAUUAUGGUUUUAUUCGGAUGGUUAACUUAUCGAAAUAUUUGUCAAAUUAAACGUCUCAAUGCAUUACAAGUUGAUCGUCAAUUGAUACGAAUGACUUUUACUCAUGUAAUUCUUUCCGUGAUUAGUUUACUUCCUUUUGGGAUUUAUCAAACGUAUGCGAGGCUUACGAAAACUGUUUUCAAAGAUUCCGAUCGGCAAAUGAAAGAAUAUUUCGUUUCUACAGUGCUCAGUAUGGUAACAUAUAUUUAUUUCGUCGGAAGUUGUUAUAUAUUCUUAAUUUCAUCAAGAAGUUUUCGACAAAAGACAAGGAAUCAGUUGUUUCCAUGGCGACAACGAACUCAAAUACAUACAAAUUAA
This is a messenger RNA of Adineta ricciae, 909 nucleotides long. The record is from the annotation of a GenBank genome assembly. Lineage: Eukaryota; Metazoa; Rotifera; Eurotatoria; Adinetida; Adinetidae.